Uloborus diversus is the source of this 1118-nucleotide messenger RNA. It is a transcript of the gene vg, whose product is annotated as transcription cofactor vestigial-like protein 2. The coding region runs from base 84 to 1118 and encodes 344 amino acids. The transcript has 4 exons. Gene Ontology annotation, cellular component: nucleus. The record is from RefSeq and is a predicted model, not a curated record. Gene Ontology annotation, biological process: regulation of transcription by RNA polymerase II. NCBI's taxonomy places the organism in Eukaryota, Metazoa, Arthropoda, Arachnida, Araneae, Uloboridae.
GAUAGCUCAGCCGAGAGUUUCAGAGCCCCGAGUCUCUCUCCCGACCCGUGGAUGCCUUUGGGCGGCAGGGAACCCCGGGCACCAUGAGCUGCGCCGAUGUCAUGUACCAGCCUUACUCGCCGUAUUUCCCGUACCACCAACGAUCGCAGGUCGCGGUAUCGUCCACGGGGGGCGUGGGACCCCUGACUCCAGUGCCGACACAGGUCUCCACAGACUAUAGAAAAUUCGCCGUCGUCAAGUCGCACACCGAGCCGAGCCCGAGCAGCCUCGAUCCGACUCCCGCCGGCUCCCCGGUCGACUGCCGCCCCCUCGCGGCGGCGACCCACCGCUCUGCGUCCGGCAGCGCCUCGUCCAGCGAUGCGGCCAAGGCAGAGAAGGAGUCCGCGGCUGAGGCCCAGUACCUGUCGGCCAACUGCGUCCUAUUCACCUACUACACGGGGGACAUCUCCUCCGUCGUCGACGAACACUUUGCCAGGGCGCUCUCACAGGUGACGAGCUACGCUGCGCCCGCCGAAGCCACGACCUCCAAGGGACAAACGAGCAAAGAUGGCCCACCGAUGUCGCAUCGGAAUUUCCCGCCGUCGUUUUGGAACAGCAACUACCAACCUAUGUCGAACGCGACGAACCUCAGCAGCAUGGGAGGCCCGAGCUCUCUUCGAUCUCUACCGACAGACCUGACGACUUACGGAGCUCCAGAUCCGUACCAUCCGAGUGCCCUCUCCUUGCACCAUCCACAGAACGACCCUUGGCACUACACCCUGACGAGCCAAGCAGGUCAUCCCUUCUCUCACCACCACCGGUCGGCCCACGAACUGACUUCUUACCACCAUCCGGGCAUGUCCACGGUGACCGGGGCUUCCCGGUUCGGUCCCCAGUACGGAUCUCUGCUGCUGCAACCGGCGGUCCGGUCAGCUGCCAGGGCGGCGGCAGCUUGCGCCAGCCUGGAAAAGUCAGAAGGUUGGGGACCGGCGAGGUACCACGAUACCAUUGGACACAUGGAUUCCAAUUAUGGCGCUGCUUAUGGUGCAAUGACACCUAUGCCAGAAUCCAGCAACCUUGGGUACUCAAGCAUGUGUGAUUUCUACAAGUUGCAGAGUGUGCAGAGGUCAUAUCGGUGA